Messenger RNA from Sphaeramia orbicularis (orbiculate cardinalfish), 3050 nucleotides. RefSeq names its product pyruvate dehydrogenase E1 subunit alpha 1a (gene pdha1a). Lineage: Eukaryota; Metazoa; Chordata; Actinopteri; Kurtiformes; Apogonidae. Bases 102 to 1274 code for a protein of 390 amino acids. The record is from RefSeq and is a predicted model, not a curated record. Gene Ontology annotation, molecular function: pyruvate dehydrogenase (acetyl-transferring) activity. The transcript is spliced from 11 exons. Gene Ontology annotation, cellular component: intracellular membrane-bounded organelle. Gene Ontology annotation, biological process: pyruvate decarboxylation to acetyl-CoA.
ACCAUAGAAGAAGAAUGGCGGCACCGGAAGGACAGAGUGUGUCAGAAGGACGGAUCUGUGUGUGCGGUUCAGGACUGUGCUGACUGAGCCACUGUGGAACGAUGCUGACCAAUAUCUCCAAUGUGCUCAGAGCCUGCGCCCAAAGAAAUGGGGCUGCAGCAGUGAUAUCAGCACGCACCUAUGCCGACUUCACAGCCCAGGCUACCUUUGAAGUAAAGAAAUGUGAUACACACAAGCUGGAUGAGGCCCCAGCCACUGAGGUGGUGAUGACUCGUGAAGAGGGUCUGCAGUACUACCGCACCAUGCAGACCAUGAGACGUAUGGAGCUAAAGGCAGAUCAGCUGUACAAGCAGAAGAUCAUCAGAGGGUUCUGUCACCUUUAUGAUGGCCAGGAAGCCUGUGCUGUUGGUAUUGAAGCAUCCAUUAAUUUGAGCGAUCACCUGAUCACUGCAUACCGUGCCCAUGGCUACACCUACACCAGAGGAGGGACUGUCAAGGAGAUUAUGGCUGAGCUCACUGGCAGAAGAGGAGGCAUUGCAAAGGGCAAAGGUGGCUCAAUGCACAUGUACUGCAAAAACUUUUAUGGAGGAAAUGGAAUUGUCGGAGCUCAGGUUCCCCUGGGGGCUGGUGUGGCUCUGGCCUGCAAGCAUCAGGGCAGGAAUGAGCUGUGUGUCUGUCUCUAUGGUGACGGUGCUGCCAACCAGGGUCAGAUCUUUGAAACCUAUAACAUGGCAGCACUUUGGAAACUGCCUGUGAUUUUCGUCUGCGAGAACAACAGAUACGGUAUGGGUACAUCAGUGGAGCGAGCUGCCGCCAGCACAGACUACUACAAGAGAGGAGAGUUUAUUCCUGGUCUCAGGGUGGAUGGCAUGGAUGUUCUGUGUGUUCGGGAAGCAACCAGGUUUGCAGCUGAACACUGCCGAUCUGGGAAGGGUCCCAUUCUGAUGGAGCUUCAGACCUACCGCUAUCAUGGACACAGUAUGAGCGAUCCUGGUGUCAGCUAUCGCACACGUGAGGAGAUCCAGGAGGUCCGCAGUAAGAGUGACCCCAUCUCCAUGCUGAAAGACCGUAUGCUGAGCAACAACAUGGCCAGCGUUGAGGAGCUCAAGGAAAUCGAUGUGGAGGUGAGGAAAGAAAUUGAAGAUGCCGCUCAGUUUGCCACCACAGAUCCCGAACCCCCACUGGAAGAGCUGUGCAACCACAUCUUCUACAACAACCCACCAUUGGAUGUGCGCGGUACACAUCCAUGGUCCAAGCUGAAGUCUGUUAGCUAAAGUUUUUUCAUCUUUUCAUUUCAUUACCUCAUCCGGUCUAUUCUAUCAUAAUCUUCCCAACAGUACGCUCACACAGACACAUGUGACUCAUCGUUCCAUUAACCAGUGCCUCUGACCCAGAUCUUAAAUCGUCAGCAAGUAUCAAAGUCCAAAGCUUUACAUCUAAACACCAGGGGCCAUAUUGACAUCCUCCGAGUCAGACUAGUAAAACUGAACAUGAAACUUACAGUAAUAAAAUAAGUUUGUGUUGUUUAAAUCCUGCUUUGUUAUUUUAAUCUUCUUGUCAGCAAAGAGACACAAAAUACAUAUAUCAGGGUUAACUUUUUACAUUUAGAAUAUACAUAUAAAUUAGAAAUACACAGUAGUAAGAAGGACCAGGUCCAGUUAAUACCUCUGACACAAGGUUUUCAGUGUCUUUUGUUUGGAAAUUUAACUGUAAGCAACUAUACUGUGUCUAUAUUUAACAUCACAAACAGUGGCCUUGAUUAUUAUUAAACUUCAGAUUAUUACCUCCCAUUAAUUUGUUGUAAAGGUUGAACAUGAGGCCUCAGUUUUGACAAUCAUUUGGUGAUAAAUGUGAACCGUAUCCUUAUCUUUCUCAUAACCAAACCUCAUAUAAUCAUACCCUGUGUCUAAAGCCUCUUAUCAUUUUAACAUUAAGCCCUUAACUUUUCUUUAACUUAUUAUGGUGUUGUAAAUCUGGCCCCAGGUGGAUAUAUUUAAUGUACUUGUUUGACAUUGUGUCGGGUCAUGUUUGAGGUGCGAUUAGUUUAGUCUCAUCUUUCAAAGUUCAUGUGAUCUGUUAAAAAAAAAAGAGCUUUCUACUCUUUCUACUUAAGUGUACACCAUAAAAUUGUUCAGUAGGAGUUUUUAUUUUUUACUCAACCCCUUUUUACACGAACAUCAUAAAGGCAGCAGGGUGAAGACUGUCCAUUUUGUCUGUAACCUUUUUCUUCUGUCAAUAUACUGUAAGUUAGAGAGUAAAGAGUAACUACGGCAACCCCUCUUGCCAAACCAAAUGUGUGCCUGCAGAUCUCCUAUUCCAAUAGACGACAACUGUCGUCUAAUGUCAUGUAUCGCACUCCAAGCUGAGCAGGAGACUCCAUACAUCAAAAUAUUUUGGGUUUCGGGACAUGUACAUAAUUGGUAUCCUAAUAUUUAUAUUCAUAAAUACCACAAGCUGAAUUAUGGCUUAUCUGCAGCUGUUAAUGUAAGACAUGGUGACAUGUUGUGCAUUCAUCAGCUGAGCUUCAGUAUUGACGAUAAUUGGAGUGAUGUGAUGGGAUAGGUGUUGUUGGUUCAGCUGUUAGAGCGUCGGUAUGUGCCACGGGCUUGAACUGUAAUAAACACGUCAGAAGCAGGACGUUAACACCUCAGAUGUACAGGGACACUUUGACUUUUUAAGUAUUAGUUUGUAUUUUACCGUCAGCUACUUGAACACAUUAUUGUGGUGAUCAAUGUCUGCACUAAUUCCUCAGUUAAAAAAAUAAGUCAACAUGAAGUGCAACAUACGAACCUAACGUAUCUUAUUUACUGAACCCAUACUCUGUAUGUGUGUCAAAAGGGGGAAGGGUCUUAUCUUUAUAUAAAGACCACAGCAAGAAACAGACAAACUAAACUUUGAAAUGUCAAUAUCUGUUGUACACAACUGAAAAUGCCUUCAGUACUUGUUCAAGGUAUCUGUUACAUUGAGGGGGGAAGGUUAUGUAAAGAAACGCUCCAUGGAAACAAUGGUUUUAUGUGUGCACCAUUGGAAUAAAAACACUCUAAAGUAAA